AUGGGCUUUUUAACCAUUGCAGUCCGCCGAUCUGGGAGUGUUGCUGAGAGAUGCACAGUGGCAGAUGGUGAGAAGCUCUCUUGUGGAGGGUCUUCAUCCAUCACUCAAGCAGACUGUGAAGCCAACAACUGUUGCUACGAUUCGAGCAGCAGCACCAGUCCGUGCUACUAUGCCAAUGAUGUGACUGUGCAGUGCACCCUGGAUGGCCAGUUUGUGGUAGUGGUGUCUGAGAAUGUGACCCUUCCUCCCCUGGAUCUUGGCUCCCUCCAGUUGGUGGACAGCAGUUCCAUUGCUGGCUGGUGGCAAUGUAACCUACCAGAACACCAUGUCUGCUGCCAUCGCUGUGAGGACUGGUCCAGAUGGUUCCAUCACCAGGGACAGUGUCUACAAUGCACCUACUCGGGAAGCCAGGAUGUGCAAGUGGAGGCUGAGGUGUAUACUGUGGCGCCACCUCUUCCAGUAGUAGAGCAAGGGCCAUUUGACCUGGAAUUGGUCAUUGCAAAAGAUUCCUCCUAUGGCUCCUACUAUGUGGAUGUUGACUACCCAGUGACCAAAACACUGAGGGAUCCUGUGGCUGUGGAAGUGCACAUCGUGAACAGGACUGACCCUAACCUUGUUCUGACUCUUGGAGACUGCUGGGUCACCCCAGGACCUUCUGCUUCCAGCCAGCCCCAGUGGAGCCUUCUGGUGAAUGGGUGCCCAAACACGGGAGACAAUUAUUUGACCAGCUUGGUGACUGUGGACAGCACAUCUGGAGUUGCCUACCCAAGUCAUUACAAGAGAUUUGUGUUUGAGAUGUUUGCUUUUGUGGAUCCUCUCACUCAGAAAGCUUUGGCUGAAAAGAUCUUCAUCUACUGUGUUGCGGCUGCCUGCUACCCCUCUGCCCAAGACCCCUGUACUCAGACUUGCCCUGCUAAAAGUGAGUAA
Molecule: messenger RNA, 927 nt
Organism: Polypterus senegalus (gray bichir)
Lineage: Eukaryota; Metazoa; Chordata; Cladistia; Polypteriformes; Polypteridae
Product: zona pellucida sperm-binding protein 4-like
Exons: 7
Coding region: 1-927 (308 amino acids)
Biological process (GO): prevention of polyspermy; binding of sperm to zona pellucida
Cellular component (GO): egg coat
Molecular function (GO): structural constituent of egg coat; acrosin binding
Source: RefSeq, a predicted model, not a curated record